Molecule: messenger RNA, 2713 nt
Organism: Pundamilia nyererei
Lineage: Eukaryota; Metazoa; Chordata; Actinopteri; Cichliformes; Cichlidae
Gene: gle1
Product: GLE1 RNA export mediator
Exons: 14
Coding region: 89-2242 (717 amino acids)
Biological process (GO): poly(A)+ mRNA export from nucleus
Cellular component (GO): cytoplasm; nuclear pore cytoplasmic filaments; nuclear pore
Molecular function (GO): inositol hexakisphosphate binding; translation initiation factor binding; phospholipid binding
Source: RefSeq, a predicted model, not a curated record
UUCGGAUUGUAUUUUAUGUAACGCCGUAUGGCGGAUUCAAACUUGACUAGCAUUACUGCUAAUCAGUUGUAGUUUUUUGUGUUUCGCGAUGCCUUCUGAAAGUCUACGAUGGGAAACUUUACAGGCCUUAAAAAAUUCACCAAAGGGGAAAAUCUCCUUCGACCCAUUCUGGUUGGAAAGGGGAGAGCCUCUUUUAGCAGGUUGUAAAGACUCCCCAAGCUUGUCUCCAAUCGCUGGUGUCAUAUUGGAGCGUCUCAGCUCGGCUCCCCUGCAGAAGUCAUCAUCCUUCCUGGGCUCCAGAUCCGGAGACUCCAGCCCUGUUCUCUCAGAAGUCUCUAUUUCUUCUACCGGAUCUGUCGCCGAUGUCAGCGCCAGGACAGCUGCAUUUUCUGCAGCAGCGUCUGUAAAGAAUGAGCGAGAACAGAGUCUUAGUGAUAAGGUGAAGGAUGAAAGUCCAGAGGCAGAUGUCAGUGGAGUUUCCAGUCCUACGUCACUUCCUGCCAUUUCCCUCCUGUCUCCCAAAGCCAUGGAGAUGGCUGGCUGUAUCAUCAAAGUUCAGGAGGAGCAUCGAGAAAAGGCUAAGUUGGCCCUCAGGGUGCGGCAGGAGAUGCAGGAGAAGCUCGUAGCGGCGGUUGCGAGCGCUGAGUCAGAGCAGCUAAAACGCUUUGAGGAGCUCAUGGAGCUGAAGCAGAGGCAGGAGUACCAGAGUAUGAGGGACAUGAUGGAAAGAGAAACAAAGGAGAGCAUCGGGCGUCAAGAGAAGCUGAAGGAGGAGCAGCGGCGUAGAAUAACGCUCGUCAACCUACGGCUGAGGGAGGCAGAGCAGCAGCGUCUUCGGGAGGCAGAACUCGAGAGGCAAAGGCAGGCGGAGGGCAGGGAGAGACUGCGUAGCCUCAACAGCAUCCAGGAGGAGAUCCUGCAGCUCAACCAGCUGCUUGAGCCCUCCACCCAGACCAAGACGGACCUCCCACUGGCCAGCCUCAGCUCCUACAGCACCAGAGGGAACCAGCUGUGCUCCCAGGUGUCGGAGGUGGUGCGAAAGACUGCAGAGGGCAACUUCCCCAGCUUGGAGGACAUGACUGUGGCAGAGCGAGCCCUGCACGAGAUGAGAGCGCUUAUUCGGCUGAUGCAGGAGGAAGCGGCCAAUGUUCGAGAGAAGAAAAAGAAGGAGCAAGAGCAGGAGGAGGAGCGCAGGAAACAGGCGGAGCUGCUGGCGAAGCAGGAGGGGGAGAAGAAGGCGGCACAGCUGGCCAAAGAGAAGGCACAGAGGAAAGGGUUGCAGAACAGCGCUGAAGACGUCACGCUGAAGUGGUACAAGGAUCUGCAGGAGGCGGCCUCUCGGUGCGCUCAGUCCUUCGAACAGCUCAGCUCUGCAAAAGACGGACAGACAAAGAAACUGAAGCUGGAGCUCCAGAAAGCUGCCACCAUCCCUGUCAGUCAGAUCGCCAGCAACUCCGGAUCGCAGCUCCGAGAAAUCUUCGACAAGAUCGACAAGCUUCUGUCGGGACGGCCGGUCGUGUCUGGGGGGAAAUCGGUAUCCACCUCACAACAUCCGCAGGGUCUCGAUUUCGCCAGCUACAAACUGGCGGAGAAGUUUGUGAAACAAGGAGAGGAGGAAGUGGCGUCUCACCACGAAGCGGCCUUCCCCAUCGCCGUGGUGGCUUCUGGAGUCUGGGAGCUGCACCCUCAGGUGGGAGACCUCAUCCUCGCCCACCUGCACAAGAAAUGCCCCUAUGCAAUCCCUCACUACCCUCCGAUGAAGGAGGGCACGCCCGUGGAUGAAUACCAGAGGAUUCUUGGUUACCGUGUAGACGACUCUGGGGUCGAAGGUCAGGACAGUUUCUUGAAGAGGAUGUCCGGGAUGAUUCGCCUCUACGCCGCCAUCAUCCAGCUGAAGUGGCCCUACAGCUCCAAACAAGGGCCCGUUCCUCAUGGUCUGAACCACGGCUGGCGUUGGUUGGCUCAGAUGCUCAACAUGGAGCCUCUGGCAGACGUCACAGCGACUCUGCUGUUUGACUUUCUAGAGGUUUGUGGGAACGCUCUGAUGAACCAGUAUCGGAGCCAGUUCUGGAAGCUCAUCCUGCUACUGAAAGAGGAAUACUUCCCCAGGAUUGAAGCCGUGACCAGCAGUGGACAGAUGGGCUCAGUCAUCAGACUCAAACAGUUCCUGGAGACAUCGCUGCAGAGACGACAGAUCAGUCCGCCCAGAGGCCAGCUGGGCUCCGGGUUCUGGAGGUCUUGACCGACGACGACCUGCGCUGGGUGACGACGCCAUUGUAGGACUGAGUCAGGCAGAAAUGAAUUGAGAGCAUCUGUGAGUGGAAAGAGGGGAAAAAGUUGUCCUGUGGUUUUAGUUUUUAUCUAAAUGAGCACACUGACGUCACGCACUGACGACACACACUGACGAUGCACACUGACGUCGCACACUGGAAGCCUCACGAGUCCUCUGCGUUUGUGAGGUCACAUUUUUGAGGUCACAUCUGCUUCUGCUGACCUGAAGCAGACCUGUAGACACCUGUGGGGUACUUUUAACCUUAACUUCAUUGGCUGCUUUUCUGCUGAAAUUCUUGAGCUUUUCUUAAGGGUUGUGUUUUUGUUUUUUUGUUUUUUUUAAUUCCCAGGUGUGUCGAGUCAUUCCUCCUAAAGAGAAACGCUUUCACGGCCUUAACUUUCACAUUAAAUUAUUUUGCUGAUUCAGAUAAUUUUUAAUAGU